UUCUCUGCUAUUUUCUUUGUGUUCCUACCCCUCAUACUGUUGCUCACUUUGGAGUCGACAACUACUCAUUCAUUGCAAUCAUGGCGUCUGCAGAGCAAAGAUUUGAUCUUAUCCGGGAGAAUCUCGGCGAAGUUCUCAACCCAGAGUUGAUUGAGAGUAUCCUCAAGGAGGGGCGCAACCCUCGCGUGUACUGGGGUACCGCCACUACUGGCAGGCCUCACACCGGAUACUUCGUCGCCGCAAUCAAGAUUGCCCAGCUGCUCGCCGCAGGUUGUGAGGUCGUUAUCCUCCUUGCCGAUGUGCACGCAUUCCUGGACUCUAUGAAAGCGCCCCUUGAAUUGGUCGAGAACCGUGUCAAAUACUACCAGAAGAUUAUCACGGCAAUUCUUGAGGCCGUUGGUGUAUCCACGGAGAAGCUCGAGUUUGUUCUCGGCAGUUCCUACCAGCGCAAUGCCGACUAUGUUAUGGACGUCUACCGGCUGGCCGCUUUGACUUCCGAACAUGAUUGCAGGAAGGCUGGUGCAGAGAUCGUCAAGCAGUCCACCAAUGCCCCAUUGAGUGGUCUGCUGUACCCCAUUCUGCAGGUCCUCGAUGAGGAGUACCUCAAGGUUGAUGCUGAGCUGGGCGGUCUCGAUCAGCGGAAGCUCUUUGUGGCGGCAACCGAGUGGCUACCCAAGCUCGGUUACAGAAAGCGCGCUCAUCUCAUCACGCCAAUGGUAGCAGGCUUGAGUGGAGGCAAGAUGAGCUCUAGUAUUGAAGAUAGCAAGAUCGAUCUCCUUGACCCGCCUGAGACGGUCGCCAAGAAGAUCCGCAAAUCCGAAGCGGCCCCCAAAAUUGUUGAAAACAACGGCAUUAUCGCCCUGGUUGAGUUCGUCCUGCUUCCUGCAGCCGCUCUCUCAGGCAAGAAAGAAUUCCGCGUUGAACGCCGGGAUGCCGAGCCCUUGAUCUACACCGACAUCCAACAACUCAAAGAUGAUUACGCAAACGACAUUCUGACCCCUCAAUUCCUCAAGCCUGCAGCGGCAGAAGCGCUCACUCGUCUCAUGGCACCUAUCAAUGAUGCCUACCAGGCCUCGGCCGAAUGGCAAGAGAUCACCCUUAAGGCCUACCCUCCCCCAGUUGUACAGAAGAAGCAAAAGAAGGUCAAGGAUAGGGGCACCCGCCACCCGGGUGCUGCCAAGGAGCAGGAGCUCCCAGAGCGCCCGAAGGAGUAGAAUAGAUCUACUCUGACUCAUAGCGGCCCCAAUUUGAGUACGUCCUGACGACUUUGCACUAUUACUGAUGCGAGUGGAUCAAAAUACAUAUUGAAGAUGAAGGGAAGAGUUUUAAGACAUGACGAACUCUUUACAGUGAGGUCUUUCACUUGACGGUCAAUCAGUAGAUAGCAUCAAUUUAUAGCAAAAUUUUUCAUGGCCAUCUGGCAGUACGAGAUCG
Penicillium brasilianum is the source of this 1434-nucleotide messenger RNA. The record is from the annotation of a GenBank genome assembly. Lineage: Eukaryota; Fungi; Ascomycota; Eurotiomycetes; Eurotiales; Aspergillaceae.